Messenger RNA from Mytilus trossulus (common blue mussel), 4576 nucleotides. Its product is annotated as protein brambleberry-like. Lineage: Eukaryota; Metazoa; Mollusca; Bivalvia; Mytilida; Mytilidae. The coding region runs from base 52 to 1827 and encodes 591 amino acids. The record is from RefSeq and is a predicted model, not a curated record. The transcript has 11 exons.
CGAGGGGCAUUCAAAAUAUUAAUAUCCACUUCCUGUUGUUAAUUUGUUGAAAUGCAGCGCAUUUGUUAUUCUUUUUUCAUAUUGAUAGUUUGCUUUACCCACACUGACAGUUUGGUCCUAGACUCUAUAAAAGGAUGGCUUUUUGGCCCCGACACAGAUAUAGAUAAAUCAUUUUCUAAAAAUGUGAAAUUUGAAGUGGUUUCAACAGACAAAAAGUUUCUGAAGUUUGCCAGUGAACUGAACGAGAUGUCCCCUUUGGAUUCUUGUUAUCAUAUAGUUGUAUUUAGUCUAAAGAAAAGGUGUGGGGAGCUUACUGAAGAGGAAUUGAACAAGUUAGCAGUACAACUACUAAAUUGUCAAUCACAGGCAGAAGGGAGACCGGUAUUUAAAUGUACUACUGACAUGACUCUAGCUGACUGUACAAGAGAGAUGGAUGGGCCGACAUGGAAUGCCUAUCAGAUUGUUGGUAACAGAGCUAGGGCAAUGUGUUAUGCCACUCAACAGGAACAGUUUAGAAGGAUGACCGAGAUGACCGUCAGUAAUUUGGUGACAGCAGCUACAGAUCAGCUGGACAGUAUGGAAUUAAUAAAGAAUAAUCAGGAAGCACUACACAACAUGGCUACAGACACCAUUAGAAAGUUAUACGAGAGUCAACAGGAAAUGCUAGGCCAUCAUCAACAGUUACAGAUUACACAAGAGGGAGUGAUGACCCAGAUAACAGACAAUAUGGCGUCUCUUAAAACAGAAAAAGCUUUGAUUGCUGCUGGAAAUAAAGAACUGGCAGAUCAGACGCACAAUAUAAAGAACAAAUUAGAGGAGGCCAUGAAAACAUUACAGAGUCAGAAUCAAGAACAAAAGUCAAACCAUGAAAUUAUCAUACAAGAUCUAAUGAGCAUACAGACGAAGGCUCAAGAUACAAUAGAUAAACUUGACAAAAGUACUCAGCACUUAUUACAAAACCACCAGGAUUUGAAGAAACAGUAUGUAGUCAUGCAUGAAAAGAUGGUUAAAAUUAAUUCAACUGUAACUGAUUUGAUGAAAUCUAUAAAUAGUAUGCAGGAAAAGUUGGACAAAAAGAUUUCUUGGUUUUCUCAUUUACUUGGAACUACAGAGGAGAAGAUUACAACAUUAUUGAUGUUUGGACAACAUGUAGUAUUCCUCAUGCUGAUAAUGUUCUUGACAGCCUACCUACAGGUUCCUCCUAUGUCUCGUGUUCUUAUCCUCAUUAUUACCUUUGUUAACUCAGCUAUAGAGAUCCAGUCUGGCAAAGGAGCAGGAUUUAUCAGAAUGGCAGGAGUUGACUUCUCUAUAAUCAUGGCUAAUGGGUUAUACUAUAUUUGGAAAUCCAAAGGUUGUUUACCGAAGGCCCCUUUAAGACUUACAGGAACAGAUGAUGUCAGUCAACCUGUCACACAUGAAGAGUUACAGAACUUGACAAAUAUAGUGGGCAGAUUACAGUUUUCAUUGAACGAGAGUGGUAUAGGUAAUGAUACCAGUAUAAGAACAAUACCUAAUGUUACUCAGAUAGAAACACAGGCUAGACCAGAUUCUUCCACAAUGCCUGAAGACGUCGACAGAGUACACAGAUUUGUAUUGAAUAGUUCGAUGGAAAGAUUUUCUACACAUUCCAGAGAGGGUACACCUGUAUUCUCUAGGACCAGUACACCUCAGCCUUCAACAUCAAUCAACUACAGAAAUGUCAGGGGUUCAACACCUAGCAGCAGUGUGAGUUCUCGUUGUAAUGGCCUGACACGUGGUGGGACCCCAUGUAGACUUAGUUCUGUUAGAGGACAAUCUUAUUGCAGAAAUCAUACAGAUCAAGGUUAACCUAUAGCUGUGUCAAGUCUUCCACCAGUUAAUACAGUCAUGCCUAUAAACCAGUGGUAAAUUGCAUAAAAUAUGCAUUUAAAAUUGAAAUGUAAAAACAUUUUCUUGUAAUGUUUAAAUAAUCAUGAUAAUCAAAACAGCUCAAAAGAUGUAGAUCUCUGAUUGAUUCAUUUUAUAAAGAUGUGAGAUUAAUGGAGGCUGAAAUGAAUAGUCUUCCAAGCAUCCCCCUUUGCAUUUUUUCUGGAACUUUUAUAAAUUAUUUACUUGUGUAUGUUUUAGUCAUCACAACAUAAUGGUGUCACUAGACAUUCCAGAACAGAUACAGAUUGGGUCUUCUGAGAAAAUUGAAAUAUAUUUGCCUUUGUAUUAUUUAUAAUUACAUUUGAUAUUUGAAUGAUGAAACAUGAUAUACAUUUCACAUCACAUCAAUUAGUUAUACAAUCAUAUCUAAGAUCAGGAAGAAUGACCAAAAUGUUUAAAAGUUUUUUCCUGCAAGUUUCCACUGUGGAUUCAUUUAUUUUCGUGGGUACCAAUUUUCGUUGAUUGCCAAAAACUCACAUAUUUCGAGGAUAUUUAAAUUCGUUGUUUUGGGAAAGUUUGCAUGCAUUCCUUUGGAAAAUUUGUAUUUCGUUGAACAUUUAAAUUCCUGGUUCCCCUGUUCCCACGAAAUCCAUGAAAAUUGGUAUCCAACGAAUAUUAAUGAAUCCACAGUAUUUUUAAUUGAGUGCUAAGCUCUGAAAAUAAUUUUCACUGUUACAGAUUUUAAAAAAUUUAGAUAAUGGUCUUUGAAAUAUGUUUUAAAAUUACUUUAAAUCAUGAAAAAGUCAUAAAAACUAGUUUUAACAUCUAAGUUAAGGCAUGUGUCAUUGUAAUUUGACACAUACAAGCUAUACCGUUAUAAUUUAUGCCUUUCUUUGUUCAUAUUAUCCAUCAGAAAAGUUUUCUGGAGUAAUGUCUCAUUUCAUUUUCUCAAUAUAAUGAAGUAUUAUAAAAAUUUUCUCAGUCAUUGGACCAAAGUUUUCAUUCUUUUCCCAUCUUAUUUUAGCUCAGGAGUAGAGUAUUAAUGUUUAAAACCAGGACUUAAUCUGAAAAAGAAGAAAUCACUUUUUUUUUUAUGAUUUUUGAUAAUUAUUUCCAGUGCCAAAACUUAGCCAUUUCUUUUUUCCUGUCUCUAAUGGAACAUUGAUACUGUUUCAUGUGUGUGUGCACUCUUGUUUUUGAUGUUAAAACAUGCAUUUUCAUUAUAUGUAUAAUAAUUAAUACCAUUCAAUACAGAAAACAAUACCAGUUUGUAACUUUUAUGGAUUAUAAAUGCAAGUUAUGUAGUUUUUCAUCGUAUCAACUUGUUAUAAAAUUGAGAAUGGAAAUAGGGAAUGUGUCAAAGAGACAACAACCCGACCAAAUAAAAAAAAAACAGCAGAAGGUCACCAACAGGUCUUCAAUGUAGCAAGAAACUACCAAUCAUGAAAUACAAAUUAGCCAAAUUAGAAAUGAAUUAUAUAAACAUAUGGAAUAGGUCCAUAUGUAUGUAUAUUAUAAGUUAUAAAGUUCGCUACUGACACCCUAUGGAUCCAUUGAUGGUUAGUAAAAUCCAAAGGGGGUGAGGCCGGAGGCCGAAUCCCCUAUGAAUUUUAUUCACCCUCUAUGGAUUCAUAGGGGUCAGAAGUUAACCGUAUAACGAAUUUAUCGGACGCUGCACUUUUUCUACGCGUUUUGUUGAAAAAUAAUCAAUAAAACACAACAACAUUAAUAGAUGACGUUGCCAUUAACGAGUCAUGAACCCCAUAUGAAACUUACUAACCCCAUAUGGUCUCAUAACGGUGUUUAACCAAUCGCAACAUGAUAAUUCAUCUGUAGUCCAAUAAAUAAACAUAUGGAAUAGGUCAUAUGUAUGUAUUUUAUAUAUAAACUUUGUUUAAUUUUGAAAAUGAAUUAUAUAUGUUUAUAAAUGGGUCAUCAUACUUAGCGAAAGAUAAUUCAACUUCUUUUAUAUAUAUAUAACUUAGAUAAAAGAAAUUAUAGAAAUGCAGAGACUAUUUAAGGUUUUGCUUGUGAAAUGAAUGAAGUUUUAAAAACAUUUUGUAUGACAAAUCUAUUACCGGUAUAUAUAUGGAGUUGGAUAUAUGCUUUGCUAUUUUCAUAUAUAUAUUUGCAGCUGCAUGUAUAUGAUCUGCUUAAAUUAAAUACUAUAAAUUCAGAAAUCUUUUCCAAUCAUUUUAUAACUGCUAAAACUAGGGAUAGGUUUCACAAAAUAAAAAUGUGCAUUUUAAAUUUUGAUGGCAUUAUUUAUAUAUACAUAUUAAUAUAUGCAUCAUUUCUUAAAGCAUAAUAUUUAUCUAUUAUUGGUGUCCUUUGUCCAUCAAUGGCACUUACAAAUGCACACAAAAUUUUCUGAAUUUACAGUAAAACUUAUAUCUUAUGUGGUGCAGUUUAGGUUUUAUGCUAUGUUAAAAAUUUGAUAAUAAUUGAGGUGUGGGUUUGCUUUGUUAACAAUUAAAGUAUGUUACAGUAAGGGACAAUAUCAAAAGUUCAAGGAUAGAAAACUUAAUUCAUAUAGUUUUCACUGACUCCCCCCCCCCCCCUUCUUAACUUAAUUUUGGAGAAAUUGUUAAAUUGAUGUCAAUUUAUACAAAACUUGCAGCAAUUUGACCCCCCUACCCCCAAACUAUUUGAAUUAAGUUUUUUAUCCUUCAUUGAUUUUUUUUUUAUGUCCCUAAGCAAGAAUAGGAUAUGAUUUUGUAUUUAUAUA